Spirodela intermedia is the source of this 198-nucleotide messenger RNA. The record is from the annotation of a GenBank genome assembly. Lineage: Eukaryota; Viridiplantae; Streptophyta; Magnoliopsida; Alismatales; Araceae.
AUGGCGGUGUCACUGCAGAUGGAGAAGAAGACACGGACAAGGGCCCUGCUAGGGAAGGCAGUGGGCAACUUCUGCACGGUUUGCUUCGUCCUCGGCCUGCUGCUCAGCGGAAGGAUGUGGACGACGCUGCUCAAAGGGUGUCGCUCGGGCCAGAAGACCUCCACUGUCUCAGAGAGAACGGCGAGCCGAGGGACGUGA